Conger conger (European conger) is the source of this 3599-nucleotide messenger RNA. RefSeq names its product myosin binding protein Ca (gene mybpc2a). The transcript is spliced from 34 exons. The coding region runs from base 56 to 3508 and encodes 1150 amino acids. NCBI's taxonomy places the organism in Eukaryota, Metazoa, Chordata, Actinopteri, Anguilliformes, Congridae. The record is from RefSeq and is a predicted model, not a curated record. Gene Ontology annotation, molecular function: protein binding.
AGACAUACUCACGGACAAGUGCAGGUUUUAAGAGGAAGAGGCAGACAGUGCAGCCAUGCCCGCCCUUAAGAAGCCAGCGGCCAAGAAAGAAAAGGCUGCAGCGCCACCUCCUGCGAAGAAAGCAGCAGAAAAGCCCCCAGAGGAACCUGCGGUGCCAGUAGUCCCACCGGUAGAAGCGGAGAAAAAAACUGAAUCUACAGAAGCAAAACCUACAAAAAAGGAGGGAGAUGUCCCAGCCGACGGUGUGGUGAAGACCGAGCUCACCGGGCUGUUUCUGGAGAGGCCGGCCGAGUCCACCGUCGCCAUCAAGGGGAAGAAUGUCACGUUCACCGCCAAAGUGGACGCCUCCAACCUGCCGAAGAAGCCCACCAUGAAGUGGAUGAAGGGCAAGUGGCUGGACCUGGGCAGCAAGGCUGGGAAGCACCUGCAGUUCAAGGAGACCUACGACAGGAACACCAAGGUGUACACUUAUGAGUUGAGCAUGAUCAAGGUGAAGGAGCUGGAUGCUGGGUGCUACCGGUGUGAAGUCAAUGCGAAAGAUAAGUGUGACAGCUGCACCUUCGAGGUGACUGUGGAAGUUCCUGAGGACUCCGGUGCCAACAUCCUGGAAGCCUUCAAAAGAUCGGGAGACGCAAGUGAAGAUGCUGGGGACUUGGACUUCAGUGCUUUACUGAAGAAAAGGGAGGUGAAGGUGGAGCAGCCGAAGGAGGAGGUGGACGUGUGGGACAUCCUGAAGGCGGCAAAGCCCUGCGACUACGAGAAGAUCGCCUUCGAGUACGGCAUCACAGACCUGAGGGGCAUGCUGAAGAGGCUGAAGAAGAUGAGGGUGGAGCCCAAGAAGUGCGACGCCUUCACCAGGAAGCUGGAAGCGGCCUACACUGUGGACAAGGGAAAAAGGAUCCAGAUGUCUGUGGAGAUGGCCAACGUCGACGCUCCAAUCAAAUGGCUGAAAAACGGACAGGAGAUCAAGCCCUCUGCUAAGUACGUGUUUGAGUCUGUUGGGAAGAAGAGGACCCUGACGAUUAACAGGUGCACGCUGGCAGACGACGCCGCCUACGAGUGUGUGAUCGGAGACGAUAAGAGCUUCACCGAGGUCUUCGUCAAAGAGCCCCCCAUCACUAUCACCAAGCUCCUGGAUGACCUGCACGUGGUGGUGGGAGACAAGGUGGAGUUUGAGGUGGAGGUGUCCGAGGAAGGCGCCAACGUCAUAUGGAUGAAGGAUGGGGUUGAGCUGACGAGAGACCAUGGGAGGUACCGCUUCAAGAAAGACGGCAAGAAGCACUGGCUGAUUAUUAAUGAGGCUGAGAAGGAGGAUGUCGGAAUGUACCAUGUCUACACCAACGGCGGGGAGUCCAAGGGUGAACUGGAAGUGGAAGACAAGCAGCUGGAGGUGCUCCAGAGCAUCGCAGAUCUCACCGUGAAGGCUGAGGAGCAGGCCAUGUUCAAGUGUGAGGUCUCGGACGAAAAGGUGACAGGGAAGUGGUACAAAGAUGGAGUGGAGGUCGUUGCCAGCGACCGCAUCAAAAUGAGCCACAUUGGGAGGUUUCACAAGCUGACCAUCAACAAUGUGAAGCAGGCAGAUGCGGGCGACUACACCUUCGUCCCAGACGGAUAUGCACUGUCACUGUCUGCCAAACUCAACUUCCUGGAAAUUAAGAUUGAGUAUGUGCCUCGUCAAGAACCUCCCAAAAUCUAUCUGGACACCAGUGGUGUGGGCUCCCAUAACACCAUUACUGUUGUCGCUGGCAACAAGCUCCGCCUGGAUGUGGAGGUGACUGGGGAGCCUGCCCCCACUGUGUGCUGGAUGAGGGGAGAUACGCAAGUCACGGAGGCGGAGGGCCGGAUCCGAGUGGAGACCAGGAAGACUCUGAGCAGCUUUGUGAUUGAGGGUGCGGAGAGGUCCGAUGAAGGGUUCUACAGCAUCACCGUGACCAACCCGGUUGGAGAGGACAAAGCCAAGCUCUACAUCAGGAUUGUGGAUGUGCCUGACCCUCCCGAGGGGGUGAAAUGCACAGCAGUGGGAGAAGACCAUGCCACCAUUGUCUGGGAGGUGCCCAAGUUUGAUGGCGGAGCGCCACUUAAAGGCUAUCUCAUGGAGAGGAAGAAGAAGGGCUCCACCCGAUGGACGAAGCUGAACUUUGACAUCUACGAGACAACAACAUAUGAAACCAAGAAGAUGAUUGAGGGCGUGCUUUACGAGAUGAGGGUGUUUGCUGUCAACGGGAUUGGCAUGUCCCCGCCCAGCGCCACCUCCAAACCCUUCAUGCCUAUUGCCCCCACCAGCGAGCCUACCCGUCUCCAGGUGGAUGAUGUCUCAGACACGACCUGUUCCCUGAAGUGGCUUCCCCCAGACAGAGUCGGAGCGGGGGGCAUUGACGGCUACAUCAUUGAGUACUGCAUAGAAGGAGGGACGGAAUGGAUCAGAGGCACUAAAGACCCCGUGGAGAAGAUCCACCAUACGGUGAGAGGCCUCCCCACCGGGGAGAAGCUCCUGUUCAGAGUGAUGACUGUCAACAUCGCCGGCAUGAGUGCCCCCGCCUACACCACCCAGAGCGUCACCAUCCGCGAGAUCAUGGAGCAUCCCAAGAUCCGCCUCCCUCGCCACCUGAGAACCAAGUACAUCAGGAGAGUCGGUGAGAAGGUCAACCUGGUCAUUCCUUUCCAGGGGAAGCCCCGCCCCGUGGUGAAGUGGUUCAAGGACGAUAAGCCCAUCGACGAGAAGAAGGUGAUGUUGCGCACCACCGACGUGGACACCAUGAUCUUCAUUCGCUCGGCCGAGAGAGAGCACACCGGCAUCUACACUCUGACCGUGCAGAUCGAGAACAUGGAGGACAAGGCCAACAUUCACAUCCAGGUCGUGGAGAAGCCAGGUCCACCCAUCGGGGUGACCGUGUCUGAUGUCUGGGGCUUUAACGCAGCCCUGGAAUGGUCUCCGCCCAAGGACAACGGCAACACCGACAUCAUUGGCUACACUGUGCAGAAGGCGGACAAGAAGACCAACGAAUGGUUCACCGUGUAUGAGCACAACAGGAGGCCUCACUGCACCGUGUCUGACCUGGUCAUGGGGAACGAGUACAUGUUCCGCGUGUUCAGCGAGAACAUCUGCGGCCUCAGCGAAUCAGUGGGCUUCAGCAAGAACACAGCCGUCAUCGCCAAGACAGGCCUGGUGCAUAAAGAGGCUCCCUUCAAGGAAAAGGACAUGAACCACUCCCCCAAGUUCACACAGCCCCUGGUGGACAGGGCUGUGGUUGCAGGCUACUCCACUGCCAUCAGCUGCUCUGUGCGCGGCUCUCCCAAGCCGAAGAUCGUUUGGAUGAAGAAUAAGAUGAUUAUUGGUGAGGACCCCAAGUACCUCAUGAAGAACAACCAAGGGGUGCUGACCCUUAACAUCCGCAAGGCCAGCCUGUUCGAUGGCGGGAAGUACACCUGCAGGGCCAUUAACGACCUGGGCCAGGACGAGGUGGAGUGCAAGCUGGAGGUCCGAGUCCACACAGGAGAGAAGAAAUAGGAGAAGAAGUGAGGACAAAACUAAAGAAAUAUAAGCAAGAAAAUCAGUUCAUGUUUGGCUUGAUAAAAAUAAAAUGUAUUUGAAGUCUUAA